Sclerotinia sclerotiorum 1980 UF-70 is the source of this 4083-nucleotide messenger RNA. RefSeq lists its product as hypothetical. Gene Ontology annotation, cellular component: chromosome. The transcript is spliced from 3 exons. NCBI's taxonomy places the organism in Eukaryota, Fungi, Ascomycota, Leotiomycetes, Helotiales, Sclerotiniaceae. Gene Ontology annotation, biological process: mitotic chromosome condensation. The record is from RefSeq and is a predicted model, not a curated record. Gene Ontology annotation, molecular function: ATP hydrolysis activity; protein binding; ATP binding. The coding region runs from base 1 to 4083 and encodes 1360 amino acids.
AUGUCGGAAUCACCAGUGCGGUCUUCGAGACGUGUGGCUUCUCGCCGGAAAGUGGUAGUGGAAUCGUCAGACGAAGGGGAGAAUAUGGAAGUCAAAGUUGAGGAAGAUGGUGAGGAGGAGUUUACACCUGCGCCGAAGCGUAGUCCACGAAAAGCACCGCAAUCGAGAAGGAAGACAACGAACUCAAUUGCAGCUACCCCUCGCACAGGCGGCCGAGCAAAAAAGAGCAUGGGAGCAGAAAACAUGGAGCCCUCAGAAGUGUUCGAUCCUAAUCAGACGGCAACUCCAGCACCGGAGUCACCUACGAAAAAGGCAGCCCCGCGGAAGAGGAAGAGUGUGCUGCCCACCAGAAGUGCACGCAGCUCAAUUGCACCCGAAUCAAUCCCACUUCUACCAACACCGACUACGUCACAAUCUCCUGAGCCAUCUGAAAUGCACAAUAGCACAGUUUUGACCGAUGUCGUAGAAAGGCCUAGGACUUCGGAGGGUCAAGCGUCAGAUGUCAAACCUAUACGAGCAAUGGAUACAAUGAUGGAAAAGCCCAUGGAUAUUGUGCUUAAGUCAAGGACUUUGGCAGCUCCAGUGGUUGAGGAUACCGGUCCAAAGGCUCGAAUAGUCAUCACUUAUUUGAUUCUUACGAAUUUCAAGAGUUACGCCGGUCGUCAAGAAGUUGGCCCUUUCCAUUCUUCUUUUUCUUCUGUCGUUGGCCCCAACGGAUCCGGGAAAUCCAACGUCAUUGAUUCUCUUCUUUUUGUAUUUGGCUUCCGAGCUAGUAAAAUGCGACAAGGCAAGAUUUCCGCAUUAAUUCACAACUCUGCAGCCUUCCCGGAUUUGGACCAUUGUGAGGUUGCCGUACAUUUCCAAGAAGUGAUGGAUCAGCCUGAUGGUACUCAUCAAAUCAUUCCCAAUUCUGAUUUAGUGAUAUCCCGCAGGGCUUUCAAAAACAAUGCCAGUAAAUAUUAUAUAAACGGAAAAGAGUCAAAUUUCACUAUUGUCACGACACUUCUUCGUGACAGAGGCGUCGAUCUAGAUCAUAAAAGAUUUUUGAUCCUCCAAGGUGAAGUCGAGUCAAUUGCUCAAAUGAAGCCAAAAGCUGCAAAUGAGCACGAUGACGGGCUAUUGGAAUACCUGGAGGAUAUCAUUGGUACAUCCAAAUAUAAAACCCCUAUUGAAGAAUCCGCUGCCGAAGUGGAAACGUUGAAUGAAGUAUGUGUUGAAAAGAGUGGGCGGGUCCAGCAUGUCGAAAAAGAGAAAAAUGCACUGGAAGAUAAGAAAGACAAAGCACUUGCUUACAUCAGGGAUGAAAAUGAAUUGACUAUGAAACAAUCAGCACUAUAUCAAGUUUAUAUCAAUGAGUGUGGCGAUAAUCUAGCGGUUACAGAAGAGGCUAUCGGCCAGAUGCAGGCACAGCUAGACGCUGAGAUGGAAAAACAUCAAGGCAACGAAGCAGGUAUCAAGCAGCUUGAGAAAGAGUACAAGAAGGGUCAGAAGGAGUAUGAGUCGGUGGAAAAUUAUACGCAAGCAAUUCUUAAGGAGAUGGCAAACCUCGAUCAAGAGCGAGUGAAGCUUGAAGAGAAAAGGAAAUUCUUGACAAGCAAACAGAAGAAGCUGGAAAAGACUAUCAAUACAUCCGAUUCAGCUAUUUCCGAAUCUCGGGCUACAAUCGAGAAGUUUGCAGAAGAAAUUCAGGAAUCUGCCGCUGAGAUCACUGCAACUGAACAGAGGAUGGCCGAAGAAGAGUCAGAGCUCGCUAAUAUCAGGGAUAGUCUUAAGGGGAAAACGCAAAAAUUUUCCGAUCAAAUUGCGGCCAAGCAGAAGUCACUGGAGCCCUGGAACGAGAAGAUUAAUCAAAAACAAUCUGCGAUUGCUGUAGCAGAAAGUGAGCUCGCGAUCCUACAUGAGAAGGCAAAUGCCGGUGCUGUGGCACUCCGGGAGAUCCAAUCAAAGGUGCAGACUAUAGAAGAAAGUAGGCAGGCUAAACUCGAAGAACUUGAGCAAUGCAAGGGCCAAAGAGCGAAGCUGGAAAAAGAUGGUGCUCGACUACAAGCCGAGCUCACACAGCUGUCCCAGAAAGAGCCAGAAUUCCGUUCUAAACUAUCAGGUGCUCGCCAAAAAGCCGAUGAAGCCCGUGCUAGUCUUUCGAACACUCAAACUCAAGGGAACGUUCUUACGGGACUAAUGAGACUUAAAGAGUCUGGUCGGAUUGAUGGUUUCCAUGGCCGGCUUGGAAAUCUAGGCACAAUUGACCAGCAAUUUGAUAUCGCAAUUUCUACCGCAUGUGGUGCCCUGGAUAACUUUGUCACAGAUACAGUCGAGGCUGGUCAGCAGUGUAUCGAGUAUCUUCGAAAAACAAAUCUUGGACGAGCGAAAGAUUUAGCACAGGCUAACCGCAUCGCUUAUGGGGCGAAACGAUGGCGUGUCGUGACUUUGGAUGGCCAAUUGAUUGAUAAGUCAGGUACGAUGUCUGGUGGUGGAAAUACUGUCAAGAAGGGACUGAUGUCCUCGAAACUCGUGGCCGAGGUCUCUAAAGAGCAAGUCUCUAAGUUGGAAGUAAACAGAGAUGAGCUUGAACAGACUUUCCAGAAGUUUCAAGGCCGCCAAAGAGACCUAGAGACGAGGCUUAGAGAUAUAAACCAUCAAAUACCACAUCUUGACACUAAAAUGCAAAAGCUCGUUCUGGAGGUAGAGAGUUCCGAGCGAAACUUGGCAGACGCACAAAGACGCAUCAAGGAAUUGAGCAAGGAGCACCAACCCUCACAAACGGACGACAGUCGAGUGUCUGCACUAAAUAAAGACAUCGCGAAACUUCAAAAAGAAAUCGAGAAGCUUCAUGCUGAAACAGCGAGCGUUGAGGAAGAGAUCAAAGGUCUUCAGGAUAAGAUCAUGCAGGUUGGUGGCGAGAAGCUUCGUGCUCAGCGUGCCAUGGUGGACUCCUUGAAGGAAGAGAUUGAUACCCUCAGCCAGGCCAUGUCAACAGCGGAAGUGACAAAAACCAAAGCUGAGAAACAAGUCGUUAAGCACGAAAAAGAUCAUGCCAAGGCUACCAAGGAAAUACAGGCUUCCAUUGCCGAGCUAGAAGCACUAGAAGAGGAGAUUCAAAAGCAAGGAUCAAAUUCUGAAGGAUCGCAAGCCAAAGUCGACGAAGCCCAAGAGACCUUGAAAGAAAAGAAGAAGGAGCUUAAUGCUUUGAAAGCCGAUCUUGAUGAGAAGACUUCCGAGCUCAAUGACAUCCGUGCAAUUGAGAUAGAGAUGCGCAACAAGCUUGAAGAGAACCAUAAAGUAUUAGCCGAAAACCAAAAGCGACUAAGAUAUUGGCAGGAAAAGUUGGGCAAACUUACUUUGCAAAAUAUUGGCGACCUGGGUGAAGGAGUUGAACAGGAAGAACUUCCCACUUUUACCAGAGAUGAACUCGCAGAUAUGAGCAAAGAGGCAUUGAAAGGAGAGAUUGCAAUUCUAGAAGAGAAAACUCAGAAUGUCAAUGUCGAGCUAGGUGUUCUUGCUGAAUAUCGUCGAAGAGUUGAAGAACACGCUGCAAGGAAUCAAGACUUACAAAGUGCCGUAACUCAAAGAGACAUGGCAAAGAAACGCUGUGAUGAUUUACGACGUCUACGUCUUGAAGGGUUCAUGGAAGGCUUCAGUACGAUUUCUCUUCGACUGAAAGAAAUGUACCAAAUGAUCACAAUGGGAGGAAACGCCGAAUUGGAACUGGUGGACUCGCUAGAUCCAUUCUCUGAAGGAAUCCUAUUCAGUGUGAUGCCACCGAAGAAGUCUUGGAAGAACAUCUCAAACUUGAGCGGUGGUGAAAAAACAUUAAGCAGUUUAGCACUUGUUUUUGCUUUGCACCACUACAAACCAACACCCUUGUAUGUCAUGGACGAGAUCGAUGCGGCUCUUGAUUUUAGAAAUGUUUCUAUCGUAGCAUCCUACAUCAAGGAACGGACCAAAAACGCACAAUUCAUUGUUAUCUCACUGCGGAACAACAUGUUUGAACUCGCAAGUAGAUUAGUUGGUGUAUACAAGGUCAAUCAUAUGACCAAGAGUGUGACGAUAGAGAAUAAGGAUUACAUUACGGGUCGAGCGUAA